Molecule: messenger RNA, 6543 nt
Organism: Aureococcus anophagefferens
Lineage: Eukaryota; Pelagophyceae; Pelagomonadales; Pelagomonadaceae
Exons: 5
Coding region: 1-6543 (2180 amino acids)
Biological process (GO): oxidative demethylation
Molecular function (GO): oxidoreductase activity; demethylase activity
Source: RefSeq, a predicted model, not a curated record
AUGACGUGGGCGCGCGUUGCCAUCGCGGCGGCGGCCCUCGCCGCGGGCUGCGGGGCGGCCACGGAGACGUCCGGCUCCUUCGACGACGUCCGGGCGCUCCUGGACGCCGGCGGCGACGUCGACUGGUACGUGAGCUCCCGCAUCGUCUUCCCCGAGGCGCUCGCCGUCUCGGCGCAAGCGCUGCGGGUCUUCGGGUCCGGCGGCGCCGCGCUCGACGGGGGCGGCGCGGCCCAGCUCUUCGCGGUCGACGGCGGGCACCUCGCCGUGUCCGGCGCCGCGCUCGAGCGCGCGCGCGCCGCGAGCGGCGGCGCCGCGGCCCUGGGAGGCAACUCCACGGCGACGUUCGCCGACUGCGCCUUCCGCGACGUCGCCGCGGACGGCUGGGGCGGCGCGGUCUUCGCCGACGGCGGCGCCGUCGUCGUCGCGAACUGCUCCUUCGCGCGGUGCGCCGCGAACCUCGGCGGCGCCGUCGCGCUCGCCGGCGGCGCGUCCGCGGCCAUCUCGGGCUCCCGCUUCUCCAACAACUCCGCCGCGUCCGCGGGCGGCGCGCUCGCGACGUCGCUCGCGGGGGCCGUGGCGGUCGACGCGACCGUCUUCGAGUCGAACGCCGCGAUGCUCGGCGGCGCGGUGUCCCUCGACCGGACGCCCAUCGACACGGUCGCCGCGAACUGCGCCUUCGCGGACAACUUCGCCUACUACGGCGGCGCCGUGGCCGUGGCCGUGUCGGGCACCUUCGCGGCGGCGGCGUCGACGUUCGACGGCAACGCCGCCGCGUUCGGGGCCGCGUUCGCGCUCUACGAGGCCGCCGCGGAGCCCGUCGUCACCGUGCGGCUCGACAACGACACGCGCGUGCGAAAUAACCGGGCCAGCCUCUGCGGCGGCGCCGCCAUGGUCAUCCAGCGCCUCGCGGGCACCGUCUUCGACGGCGGCGGCGCGGCCUUCGUCGACAACGGCUCCGACGGCGACGGCGGCGCGUUCUGCGUGCUCGGCGGCGCGGUCCACGACGGGACCAUCGCCAACGUGGCCAUCUCCGGCUCGAGCGCCGGCGCCAAGGGCGGCGCCGUCUUCGUCAACGACGACUCCGGCGUCUCCCUCGCGAACGUGACGUCCGACGGCAACGGCGCGCGCGACGGCGCGCUCGUCUACGUCUCCGCGCGGUCCGCGGUCGCCCUGGCCGGCGUCGUCUCUCGAAACGACGUCGCCGACGUCGCGGGCGUCGUCUACGUCGAGCGCGCGAGCGUCCUCGACGCCGACGACCUGCGCGUGUCGGACGCGACGACGGGCUCCGGCGCGGUCGUCGUCGACGAGGCGGAGCGCGUCGCCGUGCGGAACGCGACCUUCGCGCGCUGCACGCGCUCCGACCGGGGCCUCACGACGACGGCAGGCGCUAUCUACGGCGCCGUCUUCGACGUCUUCGACGCGGGCGACGUGAGCCUCCGCGACGUGUCCGUGUCCGAGAGCAGAGGCGGCCCCGCGUUCCGCGCGGCCGCGGCCGUCGUCGACCUCGACAACGUCGUCGUCGCGGACGCCCAGGGGGACACGGGCGCCGCCCUCUACCUCGCGGACCGGACCCGCGUGACCCUGCGCGGCUGCACCUUCGAGGACAACGCCGCCACCGUCCACGGCGGCGCGGCCGCGCUCUUCGGCGCGUCGAAGAUCGUGAGCCGCGGGGCCAACGGCUUCUGGGGCAACGACGCCGGCGGCCGCGGCGGCGCCUUCUACCUCGCCGAAGCCUCGGAGGUCAAGGCCCGCCACGACGCCGUCGCCGAGGCGCCGGCGCCGUCCAAGGGCCGGUCGCGCAACUCGGCCGGCCGCGGCGGCGACUUCGCGUGGGUCGACGCCACGACCGUCGGGAGCGUCGACGUGUUGCGCGCCUGGCCCGGCGGCAACGCCACGCGCGCCCUCGCCACGGGCGUCGCGUCCGUCGCGGCGACCUACGGGGGAACCUCGGAGAAGCCGGGCUGGCCCUUCGGAGCCUCCUUGACGUUAUCCUUCGUCGACCUCUUCGGCGAGCCCAUUUUAGGCGUCCAGGCCUACGCGGGCUUCACGACGGUCGGCAACGCGACGUUCGUGCAGUCGAACAAGCGCGUCCUCGGCGACGCGCCCUCGGUGUCCUGGUCCCCGUCGCAGGGCGACCAGAUGGCCGUCAUCGCGGAGUACGGGUCGCCGAGCGUCGCGCUCCGCGGCGAGCUCAUCGUCGACGACGCCGGCGACGCCUACGACUCCACGACGACGACGCUGACGGCGGACGUCGUCGUCGCCCUCGACCCCUGCUUCCCGGGCGAGACGCUCGUCGAGGCGAGCCAGCACUGCGAGCCGUGCGCGGCCGGGACCUACUGGCGCGGCGCGAGCCUCGGCGCCUGGGACGCGGGCGGCGCCUGCCACGAAUGCCCGAGGGGGUUCUAUUGCGAGGCGGAGGGCCUCGCGCUCGGCGAUCUGCGCGUCGAGAGCGGCUGGUUCCGCUUCGAGGCGAGCGCCGAGGUCGCCUACCGCUGCGCGAGCGGGCACGACGGCUGCGCGGGCGUCCGCAACGGCACGGGCGACGAGGCGCUCUGCGCGGACGGCUACGUCGGCGCCGUCUGCGGCGCCUGCGAGCGCAGGCACGUCGCGUCGGUGGACUCGCGCGCGCGCCUCGCGUGCGCCGGCUGCCGCCUGGACGUGUCCUGGGAGGUCGCCGUCGCGUUGUUCGGCGGCGCGUUCCUCGCCUUCCUCGGCGCGCUCCUCUGGCUCCUCCUCUCGCCGCGCGGCGAGGAGCUGCUCCUCCUCUUCUUCGACACGCGCGGCGGCGCGGCCGACGACGUCACGGGCAUGCUCCACCUGGACAAGAACACGCCCGCGCCGGCGAACGAGCACGACCGGAAGAAGCAGAAGUUCGCGGCGCUCGUCGUCAAGGCCAAGGCGCUGUCGUCCUUCUUCCAGCUCAUCGCGUCGUUCCAGGAGGCCUUCGGCAGCGGGCUCCAGUUCCCGAAGACGUACGCGUCCAUGCAGAACGCCUUCAGCUUCGCGACGCUGGGCUUCUUCGCCUACCUCCCCACGCGCUGCUUCUACGACUCGUCGCCGGCGGCCCACUACGUCCACGGCAUGCUCGGGGCGACGCUCUUCCCCGUGUUCCUGGCGCUCGUCAUCGUCGCCUGCGCGUACGUCAAGGGCUGGAGCGAGGAGCAGCGCAAGAAGCGGGGCCACUUCUUCUUCUCGGCCUUCCUGAUCAUGAUCCACCUCGCCCUGCCCAGCUGCGCCUUCACGGCGGUCCAGACCCUCGUCUGCGACGACUUCGACGCGGGCGACGACGGCGACGUCUACUUCCUGCGCGUCGCGCCGACGAUCUCCUGCGAGGGCUCCCUCUGGCGCGCCGUCAUCCGCCCCUACGGCAUCCUCAUGAUCUUCGUCUACCCCCUCGGCGUGCCGCUCAUGUACGCGAGCCUGCUGCUGCCGGCGCGCGAGGCGCUGAACCCGACGACCAAGGCCGAGGAGGAGCUCGACUCGACCUUCGACACGGACCUCGACAUGGACAAGCGCCAGAUGCUGCGCCUGUCGUCGAGCUUCCAGCGGCAGUGCUCGACCCUGCGCAUGGAGGCCUUCGAGAACGACGACCCCGACGGCAUCCUCGCCUUCAAGUUCCUCUGGAUCGACUACGAGCCGCGCUGCUUCUGGUGGGAGCUCGUCGAAGUGACGAAACGGGUCUUCUUCUGCGCGUUCCUCUCCAUCGUCCAGUACGGCUCGAAGCUGCAGAUCUUCGUCGCGCUGUGCGCCUCGAUCCUCUACGAGGCGAUGCUCCACCAAUUCGAGCCCUUCGUCUUCGACGAGGACGACGCGAUCGCGCUGACGGCCUGCUGGUCCAUCCUCGUGACGCUGCUGCUGUCGUGCAUGCUGCGCGUCGGCGUGCUGAGCCCCAGCGCGUGGUACGCGACGGCGCUGCUCAUCGGCGCCGCGCUCGCGCCCAUCUUCGUCGUCAUCUACGUCGUCCGCCGCGCCUACCGCGCGGCGGCGGCCGCGGCCGCGGACCCCAAGAUCGGCGACGCCAGCGCCGACGAGGCGAAGGACGAGGACCCCGCGCCGAACGCGGGGCCUCGCUUAUCCAGGGGGCCGCCGCCGCCGCCGCUCUACGAGGCGGCGUCGCCGCCGCCGUCGCCGCCGCUCUACGCGGAUACGAGCCUCGAGCUCGAGGCGCCGCAGGAGCCGGGCCUCCUCGCGCGCGCGGCCUUCUUCACCUGCGCCUGCGACGAUCGCCACAGGGAGCCCGCGGGGAUGAGCCCCCGUCCAGGGAGCCCGCUCGGGCGUCCUCUUUCGCCGCCCGUCAAAGGCCGCCAGGUCGCGAACGGAUUCGCGAUGAGACCCCUGGAAUUCCAGGGGCCGCCCUUCCUCGAAGCCCGUCCCGGGAGGCCCCUGGAAAGCCCGCCCGUCAGAGGCCGCACCAUCUUGACCGGAUUCCUCGACUUGAACCUCUCCAAGGGCGGGCGCGUGGACGUGACGGGCUACGACAAGAACGAGGGGCCGGGCGGCGGGGACAAGCCCCUCGCGCCCCGCGACUACUACACCAGCGGCGCCGCCAGCAGCAGCGCCAGCAGCAGCGCGACGCCGCGCGCCGCCGCCGCGAUCCGCACCGCGCCCUGUCCCAUCUGCGCGGCGACGGUCGACGUCGGGCUCAUGGGCCACCACAUCGACUCGAACUGCGUCGAGUUCUGCGGCCCGGCGAAGAAGAAGGCGCGCGCGUCGUCGUCGCCGGACGCGCCGGUGGUCUACACCAUCGGCCACGCGACGUUCGACGCGGCGGCGGUCUUCGGCGCGCUGAGCAGCGCGGGCGUCGGCACGCUCGUCGACGUGCGGUCGUCGCCCAACAGCGUCACGGUCACGGACGGAGUCGACAACUCGCACUGGCGGCGGAGCGCGCUGGAGAAGGCGGCGCCGCUCGCCUACGAGUGGCGCGGCGACGCCCUGGGCGGCCGCGGCGGCCGCGACGCGGCGGCCGAGGCCGCGGCGCUCGACGACGUCGCGAGCCGCGCGGCGCGGCGCGAGGCGCUCUGCCUGAUGUGCUGCGAGAAGCGGUACACGAACUGCCACCGCGAGGGGCUGGCGACGGCGCUCGUCGCGCGCGGCGUCCGCGUCGUCCACCUCCGCGCGGACGGAGACGCGGAGGCGCACCCGCGGCCGCUCGCGGCGCUGCGCGCGGCGCGCCACGAGGCGCUCGCCGGCCAGUACACGGUGGCGAACUUCCUCUCGGAGGCGGAGGAGGCGUCGCUGCUCGCGUUCCUCGACGGCGAGCCGGGCCACCCGUUCGUCCGCCGCGACUUCAACGGGCCCGCGCGCGGCAAGGCCUGGGGCGUGCGCACGGACCUGAAGCGGCGGACCUUCGCCGAGCCGGCGCGCGCCAUGCCGGACAUCUUCGCGCCGCUCGUGCGCCGCAUGCGGACGAUCCCGGAGCUCCGGUCGUUCCGCCCGAACGAGGCGAACGCGCUCGACUACCGGCGGAGCGAGGGCCACUACCUCGGCGCGCACUGCGACGACCGCCAGCUCUCCGGGCCCAUCCUCGUGAACCUCUGCCUCGCGGGCGACGCGACGAUGACCUACACGCGCGACCAGGCCGGCCGCGGGAGCGCGGGCGAGACGGUCCGCGCGCGCCUCCCGCGGCGCGCGCUGCAGAUCCAGUCGGGCUCCGUGCGCUUCGACUACCGCCACGGCAUCACCAACGCGGACUUCCACGCCGACCGGCGCGUGAGCAUCACCUUCCGCAUGAACAAGCACCCGGGGCAUCGAUUCGGGCGGAUGAUGGCCGGCUGGACGCCGUUGCGCGCCUGGUUGAUCGUCGCGACGCCCGCGUUGGACAGCCAGUACGCGUUCGUCGUGCCCGUCGCGGAGCCCGCAAAGCGCGGCGCGGCCUUGGCGUGGACGUGGGACGUGUGGAGCGUGGACCGCUCCGCGUACUUGGGGUUGAUGUCGGGCCGCUGCGUCUGCCGCUUCAUCUUCACGAAAUUCUGGUUCCGCCGCUUCGUGCUCAGCGCGCUCAGCGACGACGCGAAGCCCGACGUCAUCGACGAGUUCUUCCCGCGGUUCCGGCGCGACGGCGCCGCCGCCGCGGCCGACGAGUCGCCGGCGGCCCCGACGGGCGCCGCGCGCAUGAACACGGUCAACGCCAAGCUCCUCGCGGACAUCGAGAAGUCGAAGUCGCAGUUCCGCGUCGAGGCGCCGCAGGUCGAGGAGCGCGAGGACGUGGACGUGUCCGACGUGAGCCCCGUGCGCGCCGUGCUCAGCGGCGUCGCCGCCCUCGGCGCGGCCUACGUCUUCUGGCUCGGCGUCGGCUUCACGAGCGACGCGUUCGACGCGAAGCCCUUGGAGUCGGAGUUCUACCCCAUCAUGCGCAUCUCCAUGAUCAUGCGCACGGUCGUCCUCGGCGCGGGCACGCUCCUCACGGGCAUCACGGGCUUCGCCGGCGUCGGCCUCAUCGCCCUCGGGGCCAAGGUCGCCGUCGCGCCCGACGCGCAAAUACGCGACGACGGCGACGACGUCGUCCUGCCGUCCGAGGCGGCCCGGGACGCCGUCGACGAGUAA